GCGGCCGGAGGCGGAUGCGGGAGCGGGAGCGGGGGGGGAGGCGCCUUCCUCCCCUUCCCCUUCCUCCUCCUCUUCCUCCACUUCCCCUUCCUCCUCCUCUUCCUCCUCCUCUUCCUCGUACUCCUGCUGCUGGGCCCGGCUCUGGAGAACAGAGGGGCAGAGCCGUAGGGCGGCAUGCGGCCCCCGCGCCCGUGGGUACAGCGGGGGUGUCCCUGGAGGAGCUUCCCGGGGAUUGUGUGACCCCCUCCUGUCCCGUCCUCCGCCGAGUUCAAGGGAAGAGCGCGGCAUGGUGGAGAACUCUCCGGCUCCUCUGCCAGAAAGGGCGAUCUACGGAUUUGCGCUCUUUUUGGGCUCGUGGUUUGGCUUCAUUCUGUACCUCAUCUGGGCUUAUAUCCCUGAGACUUGGCUCUUCUCCCUGGGACUGACAUACUGGCCUCAAAAGUACUGGGCAGUUGCUCUGCCAGUUUAUCUGCUGGUGGCUGUGGGAAUUGGUUACAUUUUGCUUUUUGGGAUUAACAUGAUGAGCACAGCUCCUCUCAACUCCACUCACACCAUCACAGAUAACUUUGCGAAAAAGCAGCAGCAGAAGAAAUUCCAGGAGGAGGCAAUUCCAGCACUGAGGGAUAUUCCCAUCAGUGAAGUCAACAGGAUGUUCUUCCUCCCUGAAAAAGGCAUCUGCAGUAGCAGAUAGCUGUGGUUAAAAUCUCUUUGAAGAAAGGAUGAAUAAAACUUACAGAGGGACAGUUAAAACCUCUCCAGGCUAAAAAUAAAAACUCUUUUCGGCUUAUUUUCUCCCUGAAUUUUCAAUUAAAUUUAUAUAUUAUUA
Molecule: messenger RNA, 826 nt
Organism: Hirundo rustica (Barn swallow)
Lineage: Eukaryota; Metazoa; Chordata; Aves; Passeriformes; Hirundinidae
Gene: PIGP
Product: phosphatidylinositol glycan anchor biosynthesis class P
Exons: 4
Coding region: 287-691 (134 amino acids)
Biological process (GO): GPI anchor biosynthetic process
Molecular function (GO): phosphatidylinositol N-acetylglucosaminyltransferase activity
Source: RefSeq, a predicted model, not a curated record